AUGGAAUUGUCGAGACCAUCACUUGUGUCUAUCUGUAAUGGUGAUGAAUGCGCUUUCCUUUCUUGGUCGUCGGUAAUCAACGCGACUCAAUAUGAAGUUGAAGUUAAACAUAAUAACACUGGAGUAACAACUCUUUAUUGUACAACUUCCACAAGUUUCUUAAUCACAAAAUUGGAAAAUGGAGAAUUUUAUAUAGUUCAAGUAACGGCAUUAAAUAAUAUUGAACGAAGUGAAUCGUCUAUUGGUGUUAUGUUAAGACCAAAAUUACGUCAAUCUUUAUCUAAACUUUUCGCUAGGUCCACUGAACAACAAGGUCGAAUUAGACUACAAUGGACGUCUACUCCAACUGACUGUGGUUUUCAAAUCGAACGAUGUAAUAUUGGUGAUACAAGCGGAUAUAAGCGUAUCGCAUGGCUUCCAUUUAAUAACAUAAUGGUAUAUGAAGAUCAAACUGAUUGUCUGCCAGAAUGCCUUUGUCCUGGACAUUAUUAUACAGUUGCAUUUCGUGAUACAGCAUGGUCAUCUGGUGCAGGAGUAUUAAGUAGAGGUUCAUCAUAUGGUACAAGCAAUGCAACAAUAAUACACAUCAUAAAGGUACGAGUUCGUCCAACAGAGGCCAUAUGCCAGUUGGAGACUUCUGAUGAAGUCCUUAUUGGAGAUUUUUUGACUGAUGUUUGGUUGAAAUCGGGUCUUGAUCAGCCGUCCAACCAUUACUAUCUGAUGUUUGCCGGACAAGAACUCAACCUCGAUGAGACCAUAAGAAAUUCGGGUCUGCUUGAUGCAGUAGGCUGUAAUGAUGAAAACUGUCCUGAACUACGAUUAAAAUUCUUAUAUAAACUUGAUGAAUCGGCUCAUCUUGCAACAAAUAUCGUACUUACUUCACUUGAAGAACUUGUUUAUAAAGAUGUUUUCGAAAUAUCCUAUUGUCCAACACAACAACAGAUCAUGCCUGAAAUCUUAGAACCAUCGGUGAAAAGAAUUAAUGAAAAUAAAUCACAAUCCUUAAAAUAUUCAUUAAAUCUAAUUUCGAUGCCUGUUUUUACGAAACAAGUGAUCGAUGAGUUGCCAUCAUUGUAUGUUACUGUACCACUCAAACCAACUGAAUUUGACUCGAAUGAAUUUUUACAAUGCUUAGCCAAGGAUCUUGAAAUUGAUCGAAAUGAUAUGUUUUUAAUGAAUGUUCAAGAGGGUAGUACCAGAUAUCAGAUCAAGUUCAAAACUAAAAUAUCAUUAUGCCUAGAAAAAAUGAAAAAAAUUGCUGAGAAAAUAAAGGUGAUCGUUCUUCCAUCAAGCAAAAGCGCCGAGUUCAUUGCUAGACAGAAAUCAUUAGGAAACAUUGAAGAAAUUCCGAGAAUUGAUAUCAAAUUAGAUGACGUGGCUGAAAAUGCAGACUCUGUCUUGGCCAAAACAUUGGCAUCUGAUGAUAUCGAUGCGACUCUUGCAAUUAUGCAGCGACCAGCAAUUGUUGAUCCACCUAUAUGGGAAUACCUCACUCAGAAGAGUCGCAAAAUUAGUAGUGGCAUUUUACAUGCUUUUCAAACAUCGCCAGUUGAAUAUGUCAUUGAAAGUAUGUCACUUGUUCAUAAUGAAGAACUUUAUCACAAAUACAACAAUUAUGCAGUUGAGGGUGAAGAAGCGAUACUCUUCCAUGGAACGAAAACAGACUAUCUCGACGGUAUAUUUAGUACGAAUUUUAAGACUUUUUAUACAAGCGGUUCACAUCAUAUUACCGAUUCAGGCUAG
Messenger RNA from Adineta steineri, 1743 nucleotides. Lineage: Eukaryota; Metazoa; Rotifera; Eurotatoria; Adinetida; Adinetidae. The record is from the annotation of a GenBank genome assembly.